GGGGAACUGCAUGCAGUUUGGCUUUGGAUAAGCAUAAAUCUUGCAUCUGUAUAGAAGCCAUGAAUGAAGAAAGGAAAGCAGUAGACGAGAAGUCCUAUUCACAAGUUUCUGCACAAACUGUAAAAUUAUUUGCUGAAAUGGUUGGUAUUUCUGAUUUACCUGAUGGCAUUGCCGAUCUUUUGGCCGAAGAUUCCAGCUACAGGCUACGAGAAAUAACGCAAAGCAGUUGUCAGUACAUGAGGCACUCGAAGAGGAAAAAACUAAUGGGGACAGACUUUAAUAAGGCUUUGAAAAAUUCUGAUCUAGAGCCCAUUUAUGGAUACAGCCACAUGGAAUCAGCAAAGUUUGUCCACGUUCCUGAAGUAGAUCUGUACUGUGCAGAAGACCCUCCUGUCUGCCUAGUUACUGAAGCCUUGGAAUCCAUCGAAGUAAAGCAUCUAACACCAACUCAUGUCAAAGCUCAUUGGCUUUCUGUAGAAGGUGGGCAAAAGGGCAAUAGCAGCUCAAGAGUACCCUCAGGAAAUAUAAAUGGACAUGUACAGAAAGCCCUUUCUCCACAUCUUCUACUUUACUAUGAAAACGUAACAAACGCAAUACUGAGCGAUGACUCUGAAAUCACGCAGGUGGCGCUGAAGGACUUACGUAGUAACGGCAACAUAUCUUCGUUGCUGCCAUACUUGAUUAACUUUGUGAGUUGUGGAGUGAAGGCGGCGGGCCACGACCUUGUGAGGCUCAGCAAGCUGCUCAAUGUCAUGCGCGCGCUGAUACGAAACGCAGCGCUCUACUUUGCACCAAAACCUUAUUUGCAGGUGUUGACGCAGUCAGUGAAGCUGUGUGUGGUGGUUGAGCCACCGGCUACCAGUACGAAUCUCACGGGUGACCACUGGAUAUUGCGAGAUCAAGCUGCUCUGCUUCUCGCUGAAGUAGUAAGGCGGUGGCACACACCUGUAAACAGACUGCGACAGCACACAGUGAAAGGUCUGUUGGACACGCUCCGUGAUUUUUCUCGACCUCUUCCCGUGCAUUAUGGCGCCAUCAUGGCCCUCAUCGCGUUUGGACAUGAGACGUUGGAUGAAUCAUUGCUUCCUUUCAUGCCCACAUACUGGCAAUACCUGCAAGGCAUUGUGGAUGAUACUAGUUCUGCAAAACACGAGAUUACAUCGAAUGCAAGAACAGUAUAUGGGGCUCUGCUGCUGGCAGCAGAGAUCAUUCUGAGGCAUAAAAUAAAAACGCUUUCUUCAAGCAAACUGAAAGCAACAGCACCUACACCUCUGCCACCACCCGCCAUUACGAAGAAUCUACCAGUGCAGGAAACCGCGCACAAAGUCCCGGAACGUAGCGUCACCAUGGAUACAACCCCGGACACAUCUGCCAUCGUUUCGGUGAAAAUCGAGCCGGACUCGAAUCCUGCAUUCGUUGCGAGUCCUGUCGUCGGUGUGGGAUUUGCGCCCCUCACCAUCGACACUAGCUUGGCGGCGGCGGCGGCGACAACGACGAUGGCCGGCGCGGAUCGCGGAGCCGGGUUGCUCGCGACGAGGGACGAGUCGGCCGACGCUAAGUCGAUGGCCGACGUCUACCGCGAGCUGUCAGAGAUGUUCGGCGACGCGCUCGCCCUGCGUCUGCCAGUGCUACCGCCGCCGCGCUCGCGCCCCGCUGGGACGCCCGUCGACGCAUUGGCGGCGGACCGGCGCAGCGGUAGCGAGCUGCUGCGCGAGAUCGAGAAGCAGGUGGCGCCACCGCACGAACCGAGCCCGUCGCUCGAGUCGUAUGCCGACGACGCGAUGGAUCUCGCCAUCAAGGAGACGGUGCACGACCCCGACCUCGGCAUCAAGGUCACGAUUGCGCGGCGACGCCGCCGCACGGCCGACGACCGCGCGGCAGCAGCAGCAGCAGCAGCGCAGCAGAGGCGACGCCCUCCGCCGAGGUCGUACCGUCUGUACGGGUUCGACGACGACGACGACGACGACGGUGGCGGCGGCGAUGAUGACGCUGUGUUUUUCUACGCGCCGCGGCCGCGCCGCGAGUUCUUGUUCAACUAUACGGGUGCGGCACAGCGGCCGCCGCAGGCGCUUUGCCGCGGUCUCGCCGCCGCAGCGCUACCGCAGCCGUCUUACUCGCUUUACCAGCAGAUGUCGCUACAGGUCGCUCCGCUCGCCAGGGGGCGUAUCCGGGUUGGUGCGGGCAGUCAGCGGCACUUGUUAGCGAGCAGCAACCUUGCGUUGCCGCUGUAGAGAUGUCGGCAAGACGCGCGCAGGGGGGGGGAGAUGCACUGUCUCAUCAGUUAUUAUCACAGCGAUUUCAGGCAAGUAAAACAUUGGUAAAACGAGGUGGGUUUUGUCAUGACGCAUUUUAUGUUUUAUUACCUGACGUGUUCAUUUCGGUAGAAGGACACAAUGUCACACUAAAACUAUAAAAAAAAUUCCCGUCUAAAGGAGUCCAUACAAAAUAUUUAUCCUAGUAUAAAGCUUAUAGCAGAUCAUUUGCUUUUAUCACUGCAUGUCCUUUUACCUACCUUAUCAUGCUAAAAAAAACUUUUUCUCAA
This is a messenger RNA of Priapulus caudatus, 2542 nucleotides long. Its product is annotated as TAF6-like RNA polymerase II p300/CBP-associated factor-associated factor 65 kDa subunit 6L. The record is from RefSeq and is a predicted model, not a curated record. The coding region runs from base 60 to 2231 and encodes 723 amino acids. The transcript has 11 exons. Gene Ontology annotation, biological process: RNA polymerase II preinitiation complex assembly; transcription initiation at RNA polymerase II promoter. Lineage: Eukaryota; Metazoa; Priapulida; Priapulimorpha; Priapulimorphida; Priapulidae. Gene Ontology annotation, cellular component: SAGA complex; SLIK (SAGA-like) complex; transcription factor TFIID complex. Gene Ontology annotation, molecular function: RNA polymerase II general transcription initiation factor activity; transcription coactivator activity; protein heterodimerization activity.